This is a messenger RNA of Anopheles maculipalpis, 1724 nucleotides long. Its product is annotated as homeobox protein Hox-B1a. The coding region runs from base 15 to 1724 and encodes 569 amino acids. Lineage: Eukaryota; Metazoa; Arthropoda; Insecta; Diptera; Culicidae. The record is from RefSeq and is a predicted model, not a curated record. Gene Ontology annotation, biological process: regulation of transcription by RNA polymerase II. Gene Ontology annotation, molecular function: DNA-binding transcription factor activity, RNA polymerase II-specific; RNA polymerase II cis-regulatory region sequence-specific DNA binding. The transcript has 4 exons. Gene Ontology annotation, cellular component: nucleus.
AGUUAACCGCCAAUAUGAUAGACAUAAGUAUGUACGGAAAUCAUUCAUCGCACACCAGUGGUUUUCAGAACAGUGAUCUUGGGGCCGGAGGGUACCCCUACUUUACAGCGGGUCACCACCACCAUCACCAUUAUCACCAGCACCAAAGGCAACCUGUGCAAUCGCAUCAACAUAACAACUCCGCUAAUGUUGGUAAUAGUACUACGGCUGUGAAUAAUGCUACCGGUAACACCGCAGUGACCUCGAACAACAGCAGCAACAAUAGCAACACUUCCAAUCCGCCCACGGCCAAUGUCCAUCAGACUUCUUCCUAUGCUCACACAUCUCAUCUAUAUAGUCCGUCCGCGAUCGAAUACGGCAUCACUACCUCUAGCUCUCCGACGACCGAUUUGUAUUUCGAAGGUGAUAGCCAGGGUGCAAUCUACUACGGCCCCGGACAGCCGGCACCGACGGCACCAUUCCAGGAAAAUAGGAUCAUUAGCGCCGAUAAUGGUUUGAGCUACACUAAUCUGGAUUAUGCGAUGUACCAUCAGACACAGGACUGCGCCGAUCCUAGUUAUCUGGCGCAUCAUCACGAUUCCAAGCUGCAUCUGCAUCGCUACGGAACCUUUGCUGGGGCUUUAGCGGACGAUGCAGCGAUCGCCGGUGAUCAUAAUCACCAUAAUCACCUUCACCAACAUACGCAUAUUUCGCACCCGCACAACUCUACCUCGCCUAGUGGGGUGAACGGUGGAACAGCUACCGGUUGGGGUCAAGUGUACUCCGAAACGAUUGCUCAACCUCCGCAACACCAACAUCUACAGCAGCCCCAUAAUCAGCACUCCGUAGCACAGUGCAGUCCUAACGUUGCUACAUCCGCACCCAUGAUUGACUCGCCGCAAGUACUGCUAAACGCGGGUGCAUCUGACGAUGGCGACAGUAACGGUGGAGUUGGUACUAAUUUUUCGCACCUCCAGCACCAUCAUCACCACCCUCAUCAUCCACAUCACCAUCAUCAUCAUCAUCAUGCGGCAGUGUUGCAACAGACCAUGCAUACUCAACAGCAGCAGCAUCAGCAGCAACAGCAACAACAGCCGCAUCCGACAAAUCAGCAAUCGCAACAGCAUCAGCAGCUGCAGCAGCAACAACACGCUCACCAACAGCAAAACCAACCGAAUGCACCCACUUACAAGUGGAUGCAGGUUAAACGAAACGUGCCAAAGCCUCCAAUGACCAAGCCUGUACAAUUAGCAACGUCACCGGAAUAUCACAUUCCUGCCCAUGUACUCGACCCACUACGAGUUCCUAGCCACACGACUGUUGCUCCCAGUACAGUUUCACCUCACCAGUCAAGUUUUCUGAUGAACAACAACAGUACGGGGCGCACGAAUUUCACCAACAAGCAGCUGACAGAGCUGGAAAAAGAAUUUCACUUCAACAAAUAUCUGACACGGGCAAGACGAAUAGAAAUAGCUAACUCUUUACAUCUGAACGAAACACAAGUAAAAAUCUGGUUCCAAAACAGACGCAUGAAGCAGAAGAAACGCGUCAAGGAAGGCUUGGUGCCACCGGAAGUGCAGAGCCAAUCCCCCAAACACUCCUCUUCCAUGAUUAACACCAACGAUUCCUCAUCGGCCAGCUCAACGGCAGCAUCAAACACGGUGGCAGCAACUGCUUCCGGAACCUCGAACACUUCUACCUUAAAUGAAAGCAAUGAAAACAGUCGCGAAUCAACUACUAUUUAG